Messenger RNA from Linum trigynum, 393 nucleotides. NCBI's taxonomy places the organism in Eukaryota, Viridiplantae, Streptophyta, Magnoliopsida, Malpighiales, Linaceae. The record is from the annotation of a GenBank genome assembly.
AUGGUGCCGUGGAGAUGGAGGGAAGAGUCGUUGAUCAUGGUGUGCACGUUCGUGUCGGCGUUCGCGUGGUCGUGGGGUCCGUUGGGGUGGCUGAUCCCAAGCGAGACUUUCCCGCUGGAGACGCGGUCGGCAGGGCAGAGCGUCACCGUGUGCGUGAACCUGUUGUUCACUUUCGUGAUCGCGCAGGCUUUCCUGUCGAUGCUGUGCCAUUUCAAGUUUGACAUCUUCUUCUUCUUCUCCGGGUGGGUGGCGGUGAUGUCGGCGUUCGUGUUUUUCUUGGUGCCGGAGACGAAGAACGUGCCGAUCGAGGAGAGAAGGUUUGGGCGCAGCACUGGCUGUGGAAGAGGUUUGUGUAGGAGGAUGGUGACGGGCGGCGAAGGCCAGCAGUGCUAG